AUGAUCUCCCCGCGCCCCGCGCUCUCCCCGCGCUUCCUCGCCUUCCGGCCCGGCUCCCCGGCCGCGUCGCCGCCGCCGUCCCCGCGCCUCCACGCGCCGCCGCCCCUCUCCGCCUCCUUCUCCUCCACCGUCGCCACCGCGGCGCCGGGCCACGCGGCGGCCAGCUCCUUCUACGACGUCCUCGACCUCCGCCCGGGGGCCAGCGCGCGGGAGAUCAAGGCCGCGUACCGCCGCCUGGCGCUCGCCGUCCACCCGGACGCCGCCGCCCCGCAGCACCCCGCCGCCUCCUCCGCCGAGGACUUCAUCCGCGUCCACGCGGCCUACUCCACUCUCUCCGACCCCGACAAGCGCGCCGACUACGACCGCCGCCGCCUCCUCUCCGCCGCCGCCGCCGUGGGACCGCGCACCGUCGCUCUCGGGCGCUCGCCCUCGUUCCCCGCGCACCGUUCCCGCCGGACCUGGGAGACCGACCAGUGCUGGUGA
Miscanthus lutarioriparius is the source of this 483-nucleotide messenger RNA. The record is from the annotation of a GenBank genome assembly. NCBI's taxonomy places the organism in Eukaryota, Viridiplantae, Streptophyta, Magnoliopsida, Poales, Poaceae.